This is a messenger RNA of Panonychus citri (citrus red mite), 888 nucleotides long. RefSeq names its product gamma-glutamylaminecyclotransferase C-like. Bases 141 to 623 code for a protein of 160 amino acids. Gene Ontology annotation, molecular function: gamma-glutamylaminecyclotransferase activity. The record is from RefSeq and is a predicted model, not a curated record. NCBI's taxonomy places the organism in Eukaryota, Metazoa, Arthropoda, Arachnida, Trombidiformes, Tetranychidae. The transcript is spliced from 3 exons.
AAGUGAUCUUAUAAUUGGUUAGAUUAUAUCAAGAUAGAGAUGAACAAUUAAGAAUCUGAUUGUUCAUCAUUAAAAGUAAUAGUAAUUUAGUUGAUUUUGCUGCUACUAUUUUGAGUUUGUUGAUUUAAUUACAAUUAAAAAUGGAUUCCAAGUCAAGUCACCUUGUUUUUGUCUAUGGAACAUUGAAAAAGGGUGAACCAAAUCACCAUGUACUUUAUAACGGUAAACAUGGUUUCGCUCAAUUUGUCUCAAAAGGAUUAACCGUUAAUCCAUAUCCAUUAAUCAUCUACUCAAGGUACAAUAUACCAUUUCUAUUGGACAAACCAGGAAUGGGAAAGAGAGUCUAUGGUGAAAUUUAUGCUGUUGAUGAUUCAGUUCUUGCUGAUUUAGAUGAUCUUGAAGAUCAUCCUGAUUUCUAUCAAAGGAAACAAAUUGACAUUGAAUUAAUCAGUAAUAACGGUGAAUCAAAUGAACCAAUUAAAAUUUGGACUUACUUGUUUCCCAAAUUUAAAUCAAGUAUGUUGGAGGUUAAAUGUUUCGAUAAUUACUCUUCUUAUGGAGAUCAUGGAUUGGAAUAUGUUAUCAGCGAGGAAGUGAGAAGCCUCGAUGAACUUGAAGAUUAAUUGCCUUCGAUUACAAACUGCAGUACAAUCACAAUUUAAGACAAUCAACUUGAUAAUCAACAAUUAAAUUGAUUUUCCAUCUCUCGUGGACUUAGAUUCCAAAAUUCAAUUACCUUUCUGAUCAUUAAUCGUUGUGAUACUUUCUCUUUGUUCAAAUUGAUUGUUACUUGAUAUCUUUAAUUGUAAUUUUCUUUCGAUUAACUCAAUAAUUUGAUUGAACAAUUAAAAGUUAAUCAAAGUGUUAACAAAAAUUCCAAAUUCCAAA